AUGAAUAUUAUUAAAACUAUCUCAAUAAUGUUAAUUGUCAUGUUCUUGAUGGCAAUGAUAACAGCCAGACCAUGUUGUGAAUCGUGUAGAGAGGAUGAUGAGAGAUGUCAAUAUAAUUGCAUUGAUUGUAACAGACCAACAACCUUUCAAACUGUUCCACCUUGGCCAGAACCCACCAGCUUCCCAUCAACCACUAAAUCUUCAACUACUGGAUCCACAACAAAAUAA
Molecule: messenger RNA, 228 nt
Organism: Heterostelium album PN500
Lineage: Eukaryota; Evosea; Eumycetozoa; Acytosteliales; Acytosteliaceae
Exons: 1
Coding region: 1-228 (75 amino acids)
Source: RefSeq, a predicted model, not a curated record